CGGAAAUAACGGAGACCUUCUAGUUUUAUCCUGCUAGGAAGAAAAUGUAAACAUGGCUGACAAGAAUCAACCUCAGGUCAAAAUUGGCCACUACAUAAUUGGAGAUACAUUGGGUGUAGGGACGUUUGGAAAAGUUAAAAUUGCCACUCACCACUUGACUAACCACAAGGUUGCUGUGAAAAUUUUAAACCGGCAGAAGAUCAAGAGUCUGGAUGUUGUGGGCAAAAUCAGGAAGGAGAUACAGAAUCUCAAACUCUUCAGACACCCUCACAUCAUCAAACUGUACCAAGUUAUCAGUACACCGACAGAUAUCUUCAUGGUGAUGGAAUAUGUCUCAGGAGGGGAACUCUUUGAUUAUAUUGUCAAAAAUGGAAAGCUGAAGGAACACGAGGCCCGGAGGUUUUUUCAGCAGAUUGUGUCUGGCGUGGACUACUGCCACAGGCACAUGGUUGUCCACCGUGACUUAAAGCCAGAAAAUCUAUUACUAGACCACAACCUCGAUGUCAAACUGGCUGACUUUGGUUUGUCAAACAUGAUGCAUGACGGAGAAUUUCUGAGGACGAGUUGUGGGUCACCGAACUACGCCGCCCCUGAGGUCAUCUCGGGAAAGCUGUAUGCUGGUCCUGAGGUGGACGUUUGGAGUUGUGGAGUUAUUCUUUAUGCCCUUCUCUGUGGAACGCUGCCAUUUGAUGACGAACAUGUUCCAACACUGUUCAGAAAAAUUAAAUCUGGUAUCUUCAACAUCCCGGAGUACCUGAACAAGGAGGUGGUCUCCAUGCUGUGUCACAUGCUCCAGGUCGACCCCCUCAAACGGGCCACCAUGAAGGACAUUAGAGAUCAUGACUGGUUUAAGAAGGAUCUGCCUGCGUAUCUUUUCCCGCCUCAGAACGACAAUGAUGCCUCCAUCAUCGACUUGGAUGUUAUCAGGGAUGUCUGCGAUAAAUUUGGUGUGUCUGAGUAUGAGGUUGAGGCAGCCAUUUUGAAUGGGGAUCCGAUGGACCAGCUGGUGAUCGCCUACAACCUGAUCAUGGACAACAAGCGCAUCAUUGAUAACACCAGCUCGUCCGUGAGUUUCCAGGAUUUCUACCUGGCCUCCAGUCCGCCCAGUGACUCCUUCCUUCUGGCAGGUGGUAAUCAACUUAAGUCCGGCCGCCACUCUCACCUCCUUGGUUCGCCCCAGGCAUCGGAAGCCAUGCCAACUUCAACCAGUGGAUUGAAGCCUCACCCUGAACGGAUGCCAGAGAUGAAGGAUGUUACCCAGACCCUAGACCCGCUACUGACGACCGUCAACAAGGCACAGACCCCUGCGAAAAAGGCAAAGUGGCAUCUUGGUAUCCGAUCACAAAGCAAGCCCCACGACAUCAUGCAUGAGGUGUUCCGGGCAAUGAAGGCCCUUGGAUUUGAUUGGAAGGUGAUCAACAACUACCAUGUGAGAGUAAGGAAGCUUAACCCUGUCACCAACAAAUAUACUAAGAUGAGCCUGCAGUUGUACCAGGUAGACCAGAAGAGUUUCCUGCUUGACUUUAAGUCUCUUUUGGAGGGGAGUGAGGAUGGCCUCAACCGCGCCUCCAGCAUGGCCUCACAGGGCAGCUCAGAUAAUGUCAUCUUUGGAAAUGCCAGUUUUUCAGUUUUUGAACGAGGUAGGUUUGCCAACUGCAGCCCUAUAGAUGCCCACACUGGACAAAACAUCCUCCUCAUGCCAGAGGAGAAGAUGGAAGUGGAUGAGCCGGCACGGUGCCAUCACACCCUCGAGUUCUUUGAGAUGUGUGCCCAGCUGAUCACCACACUGGCCCGGUAGGUUCUGAGCCCAGGGGGACCAGGAGAGGUGGUGGUGAUAGGACUCUCUACAGCUAGCUUUACAGUCUGCGUUAGGAUCGAUGGAUGUGUCUGUGUGCACAGGAUUAUUGUUCAGACAUGUCUGUGCAAAAAAAAACAUAUUAAAUCCAGAUGACGAAACAUUUCUUAACUUUCUUCUUCCAACUUAGAUCAUCUGAUGUAAAUUUUAACAUUGUACAUAUUCUUUAACCUGCAAUCAUGUUGUCUGAGUGUUUGAUAAAAUGCAGUGAACAUCAUGAUGAAUUAACAUCAACAGUCUUUAAAUCAGUCAAGAGUUAUACUGAUCGGUUUAUAUAUUUUGGGAAGGUCAUUUUAGCUGUUGAUGCUUCAGUAGAUUUAUAGCACCUGACUUUUUUUGAAUUAAAAAUGUGCAAUACAAGUCAUAAACAAACCAAGGUGUGCAUGCCGUUUUUGUAUGAUGAUAUGAUAACUAGUUUCUCUGUGUUGAGUGUUUUCCUUUCUUUUGCUUGUGAUCUCUAUGUAAUAGUUUUGAUGCUAUAAAUUGACAAUAAUACAUGAAAUGUCACCUCACCCUUGGCAUCAAAUGCUUAUUGUAUUUAUAGCUAAGUAUGUUAUAUUUAAAGGGGUGUUCUUCUAAGGAUUGACCUUUAAUCCAUGAAGCUUUUAUGGAAAAUGUAACCAAGCAAACAAUAUUGAAUACUCCAGUUUCCAGACAUAAUUCUUAAAUAAAUUAGGUCUGUAGAAUUCUUCCUCUGUUCUAGAUGUUUACAAUCUCCUGGCUGUUGAGAAAUAUUCUUUACGUUAUAGAUAUUUUUGCUUUGUAAAUAGCGUAAUUUGAUUUUUAGAGAUAUACAGAUUUUGUUGAAUAUGUUAUUGACAGCUGUUAAAUAUGUGUAUUAUAGAAACAAAAUAAAGAAUUGUAUAUAUAUUA
Mya arenaria is the source of this 2728-nucleotide messenger RNA. RefSeq names its product 5'-AMP-activated protein kinase catalytic subunit alpha-2-like. Gene Ontology annotation, molecular function: protein serine/threonine kinase activity; ATP binding. The coding region runs from base 53 to 1798 and encodes 581 amino acids. Gene Ontology annotation, biological process: protein phosphorylation; intracellular signal transduction. NCBI's taxonomy places the organism in Eukaryota, Metazoa, Mollusca, Bivalvia, Myida, Myidae. The record is from RefSeq and is a predicted model, not a curated record. Gene Ontology annotation, cellular component: cytoplasm. The transcript is spliced from 22 exons.